Prorocentrum cordatum is the source of this 1197-nucleotide messenger RNA. NCBI's taxonomy places the organism in Eukaryota, Dinophyceae, Prorocentrales, Prorocentraceae. The record is from the annotation of a GenBank genome assembly.
AGCUCGUUUCGGCUGGAGCCAUCGGCUGCGCACUCCGCAUCACGAGUAGGUCCGACAAGCUGCGACGAUGAUCCCCGAGAGCAUGGACGACGAGGAGCUGAAGAGGCUGAGGCGAGAUGCUGCCAUCCGCGCCAGGGAGAACGACUUCAAGCGCAAGCAGCAGGAGGAGGAAGAGGCGAAGAGGGAGCAGCUGGAAAACCUCAAGAAGGAGUACGAGAUGCUGGAACAGACAAGGCUGCAGGAGAGGCUGAGACUGCUGCAGAAGCAGGCGGAGAUCCGCGCACAGAAGAAGUCGGAGCUCGACAGGCUCGUGAACAAGCGCAACGCUGCGAUCGUGAAGAGGAACAGUGAGUGGCUGGAGCGAACCAACGCCAAGAUUCAGGAAAUAAUCGAGGAGCACCACGAGGAGGAGAGGAUAGUGGAGGAGAAUCAGGAAGCAGCCCGUCAGCGCAAGAAAGACAGGGAGGAGAAGAUGAGACUCGAGAAGCAGCAGCUUAGCGACGCCCAGCACUUUCUGAACCAGAAACGCUUGCAGGCUCAGAUGGCGAAGGAGUCCUUGAGGCGCCAGAAGGAGCUGAGGAGGGUUGACGCCCUGAAGGCGGAGGCGCACGAGGAGUUACAGUCGUUUAUCCAGAACCCCUUCCCCGUGCCGCUGAAGCAGGUGAUCGCUGGAAGGAUGCGCCCGGUCCCCACGGUGACGGAGCUGCUGGCGGUCCACAAGGACCAGCGGGAGAUGCUGCAGCAGCUUGAGGCUCAGGACGUCCCCAUGCGCGCCCUCAUGCGCAACCAGUCCCUCUUCCGAUACGUGCGGGACCUCGAGCUGGAGGCGGAGGCGAAUUCGGUGAAGCCGCCCGAGCCCGCCGGCAUGGGCGGCACGAAGAAGUCUGGCGCCGGGGGCACCAAGCGGAACUUCGCGUUCAGGGGGCGCUGAGGUGCUCAAUGGGCACCCGGGGCGGGCAGGUAUCCGGGCCGAGCUGCGCGAUCGGAGAGUUUCGCGCUCGGAGUACCCUUGCGUGUGCCGUCGGCGCCCCCGUUUUCCGGAGGUGCCGACGACGGACUGGCUCGCGGAAUCGCGGUGGAACAGAAAGAGGCCGCUCAGCAAUUCCCAGAGGGUCCGAGGCCCUCAGAGUGGAGGUUGGACCUCAAUGCUGAGGGCUUUUGUCUGAGUCCUGGACGCUCAAGGGAGGUACCACCUCC